Molecule: messenger RNA, 4005 nt
Organism: Microdochium trichocladiopsis
Lineage: Eukaryota; Fungi; Ascomycota; Sordariomycetes; Xylariales; Microdochiaceae
Exons: 7
Coding region: 1-3963 (1320 amino acids)
Biological process (GO): nuclear-transcribed mRNA catabolic process, nonsense-mediated decay
Cellular component (GO): telomerase holoenzyme complex
Molecular function (GO): telomerase RNA binding; protein binding; telomeric repeat DNA binding
Source: RefSeq, a predicted model, not a curated record
AUGAGAAGUGGUCCAGAUGAUCCUGUGGUCCCGACGUGGAUCGAAGCUUUCGGCGGACCAGAAGAUGCUCCUGCCGAUCGCUCUGCGUCCGAUUCCGUGGCUCACGACACUCCGGAGGUGCCAGUCGUGACAGAGCUCGGUGGUGCAUCAUCACAGUCUCCCCGGCCCGUCAAGAACGAUGCAGCUGGUAUCAAGAGCCACGAGAACACCAAAGUGGACGACACGGAGGCCGACACAGCCACUGUCACCGGCAAGGAACAAGAUUCCGCCAAGGUCGUCGCUACAGAGGUCCAGACUGUCAAAGCGGACAAGCAAAACCCACAACUUGACCCGGAAACAAUGAUCAAACAGCUAGAGACCCGUCCCAUUAGCCAGGAUCAACUGGUAGCCGAAGUAAAGGGCAUCUAUGCCGGCUUGUUGAUGGUCGAAAGCAAAUGCAUAGAAGUGGACAACGGCCAAAUGCCCCCAGAGGACGGUCCGCUCGACGUCACCAAGUACCUGUACAUCAAGGCUCAGAAGGAUGCAACAAAAGAAGAUAAGAAGCCGUCGACUCCCGAAUCAACCAAGAACUUGCCGGCGACCAGCCAAGACUUGUCUGCGACUCCCGGAGACUCGUCCACGACCCCUGAGGAGGACUCUGCCCAUCUCCCUGCCCAUUCCGACGUGUCAGGGAAGACCGCUCCGCUAGUUGGCAGCCCCGAGGAUUAUCUGCGUGCAUUCCGGGUGGCUCUGGAGUUGUAUGCCAAGGCAGAUGGAUGGCCUGAGUAUGAGCAGUUAGCCGCGGUCAACGCGGCGGAAAUCGAUGAAGACGAUCGCAAGAAGGUGAUAGACGGAAAAUACUACCUCGACAUCGGAAAUCACCUGGUCAAUCAACUACUGCGCGACCUCGAGACCGCCAAAACGAAAGCAGCAGAGAAGGAGGCUGAAGCCAAAGCGAAAGCCGAUCAGGAGGCCGCACAAGCAAAAGCAGAGGAAGAGGCGUCUCAAGCAAAAGAAGAUAAGAAGGAUUCGAACCCUGACCUAGGGGCGACAUCGGCCCAACCCCAGGCCUCUACUAAGGAAGUUGGCUCUGCGCCCGGGGAUUCUGGAAAGGCAACGGUGGAUGCAGCAGUCGACGCUGUUGACCUGGACGAGAAGAAGCCCAAGACCAAGCUGCCAAUCUUUGUCGAUCUGAGGCCGCUCGAUGACGAGGACCGGUACAGAAAGGUUGGCAGGGAAUGGUGGGUGCUAAUCUCUGGUCGAUGGAUUCCUAGUCUCAGUGCCGAGCAUUAUGCGGCUCUCGUCGCGCUCCACCGCAGAUGUCUAGACGAACACUACGACUUUUUUUUGGCAUCGCAGCACCCAAGUGCGUCGCCAGCGAUCAGUGGACUCGCAGUAGAGUAUGCCAUGCCGGCAAGAUUGUGGAAGCACGCCAUACAUGCCUUUCUCGAGGUCCUGCGUUAUCGACUUCCCGAAUCUCAGGAGACCAUGGAUCACUUCAUCAUCAUGGCAUAUGGUAUGAUGGCUUCGCUGGAGGAGACUGUCCCGCGGUUCCGUUUCACGUGGAUCGAAUGCAAAGCAGAUUUGGCACGAUACGGAAUGGCUAUUCAAGAGGAGGACAAGAAAGUCCAGGAGCGAUGGAGGGACACUGCCAAAGAGGAGUACACUCAGGUGGUGAUCGAUGACCCCACGGUUGGCCGCCUCUACCAUCACCUGGCCAUUUUGGUGCGGGCUCGGUCCUCCUCGCCUGAUGCAAUUUUCGAGGCCAAUGUGUCCAAGCUUUUCUACUACACCAAGUCCCUCAUCGUCAAGACCCCGUUUUAUACCGCGCGGGAUUCCGUGCUGACAGUUGUCAACCCGAUUGUUGACCGGAACAAGAAGGCAGCCGAGGAGCCGGCCAGCGUCCCCCAGACCGACCAAGACCACUUCCUUACCGCAGUUGCCCACCUGAUUCUUGCUUCUCUGGAGCCCGAGAUUCUUAGGAAAAAUGGCCAUAAGGACAGCAGGAAGGACCAUAUUCAGGCUGUCUAUGCAGCACUGGAGAGGAUCAAGGUCGGUGAACCUCUCAAAACGCCCAGAAUUCGUCCAAGCGCCAAACUCGGUCUCUUGCUCUGCCAGUUGUUGCUGGGAAUUCCCCCUGUCGAUAAGAGAUGGAGCCCGAUGGUGGCGGCAUGGGCCCCCGACCUUGUGACGGCCGAGGACCGCGCCGAUUCUGACGCCAUGGCCAACGCGAGGGACAUCCAUGAUGCAACGAUCGAGCUGAUCAGCACCAUGGUCCCUUAUCUCUUGGAGGAUGCAGACACGCGUGACUUGAGGGUGUGGGAAUUCAUCUACGUCAUUUUGGUCUUCAUGCGCUCCUUGAAGACGCGGCCCGCCCUGCUGAAUUGGCUUGGCUCGGCCUUCCAUGCUGAGGUGAUAGCGCCUUACCUCAACAUGCUUCUGCGCGAGGACGAGACUCGAGGUCGUCAUGCCUUCGAGAGCGCGUCCCAGUCGGAACUCGUUACAGUUUGUUCGCCGCUCAAUGAGAAAACGAAGCUGGGCAACUACGGACUCAGCACCGAAGACAACAUCAGGAAUUACCUUCGGGAACAAGAGGAGAAACGAAAGGCAGAGAGUGCUGAGAUCACGGUCACGGCAGGAGAGGUUACGGCGGAAGAGACCAUGGCCACGACAGAGGAGACCACGACCAGUGACACCGCACACGAGAUGGACGGGCACACCAAGACACCGGGCUCGGAGCCGUUGCACGCCAACGUACUGCCGGAACAUUUUGAGCUCUCGGGCUUAUUCUUUGCCAAAGAGGCUGAUCCUGAACCCCGUGGCAAACCACUGGAGAACCCUACCGCAGACGCCGUAGUUGGCGGCUGCCCAACCGCCCCCGAGGCCACGCCAGCGGCCGCGCAGACCAUAGAGGAACCAGCCGUGAGACACGCACAGGAGGUAUCUCUGGCGGAUUCAGAGACCUACAGUCAAUCGGGUGAUGGUGUUCUAACGGAUCCCGAGCCAGAGCACGAAGCGAUGGAUGAAAAUCUGGAGAAUCCUGUCCCUAAAUCGGAGAUUGAGGCCCAGGAAAAGCAGCAGACGGAGAGAGAAGCCGUGGAGGCAUCAUUGGCAGAAGUGGAGAGGAAGGAGAGAGAGGCUAAGGAGGAAGAGGAGAGGAAGAGGAGAGAAGCUAAAGAAGCCGAAGAGGCAGAAGUGCGAAGGCAGGAAGGACUGCUCCGCGAUCCCCCCCUCUUCCCCAACGGCUGGCUCAAGAAAUCGAAAUACGACUUCGACGAGAUACGGGUUUGCGACUACGUGCAGAGCUUUGAGACGUAUAACGAUCGGUCAAACCAGAUCUUGCGUCUGGCUGUUCAGCUAUUCGGCAUCUUCUUCAUCUUUGAGUCCGACGGGGAGAAACGCAUUUGGAUCAGUGUGUCUGGGGCCUCAUCUGUGCCGAAGCCCGACCCCAACAAGAAGAUGCCGAAAAUCGUCGAACGCGACGGCGGCGUCAGGGUCGUUUAUGUUGAUCCUUCCUCCCACGCUGCCGAACUCAAGAAGAAGGAGAAGUUGGCAAGGGAAGAGGAAAGGCGGAAAGAGAAGGAGAUGGAGAAGAACGCUGAAGCUACUACGGAGGUGGCUACAGUUUUCGACGAGAAGGCCAAGGGAGAGAGACCGACCGACCACGUCAAUGCCGAAGGGGCAACGGAAGCCGUGAACAUCCCGGCCGGGGCACCCGCACGAAAGGCCGCUCGUGCUUUGAAGGCUGAGCUUACCGAGGACGUGCUCAACCAGAUGCCAAAGGUGGAGAAACCUGCCAAUGCCAUCGAGCGCUGGAGAGCUCCAAUUAAGACGCCUGGCGCGGACAAGCAUGUGGACGAGGACGGAUGGACACACGUCAGCGACGAAAGUUACGGAGACGCGGAAACGGGGCCAACAGUUCAAAUGGUCCAGGUCGAGACAAGGUCGAUGAUUUCGCGCUUGUUCUGGAGACGAGAGGAAUGAACAGUCUAGAUUGAUGCGAGGGGAGAUGCCAGGACGGCAUGC